Talaromyces rugulosus is the source of this 1365-nucleotide messenger RNA. RefSeq lists its product as uncharacterized. The record is from RefSeq and is a predicted model, not a curated record. Lineage: Eukaryota; Fungi; Ascomycota; Eurotiomycetes; Eurotiales; Trichocomaceae. Bases 1 to 1365 code for a protein of 454 amino acids. Gene Ontology annotation, biological process: phosphatidylethanolamine biosynthetic process. The transcript has a single exon. Gene Ontology annotation, molecular function: phosphatidylserine decarboxylase activity. Gene Ontology annotation, cellular component: mitochondrion.
AUGACCAUCCUUCCCAGCUCUACUUUACAACAACACUUGAUCCAGAAUGGCAGCAGGCUGCCUGGAGCUCCUCCCAAGUUGACACACUGGCUACAGAAUUUUAUCAGAGCCGUGGACAAUAGAAAAUAUCUUCUUUCUGCUAUUAACCCCGCUGUCCAAGCUCUCAAAGACCUCAUCGAAAGCAAAGCCGACCUCCGUAUGUUGGCUUCUGCCAUGUUCGACGAAGUCCCGAACAAGAACCCUUACCAGAAUUCAAUUGAACCAAAUCACGUUCGAGGCUAUCAGCACAUGCUUGAGCUAUUUAAUGUUAUCGUCGCGGAGAUUGCACCAACAUGGGGCAUGGCUGAAGACGGCCUGGGACUUAUUGGACUCCCAUUCCAAGCCAUUUUGGACUGGCCCAUGGGCACACCAAGUGGGCAUGCAUUCUUUUUGAGAGAAGAUGUAAACAAGAUAUUCAAAGUCAUACUAGACACCUGGAGAGACCGGGUUCUAAAGACAAGCACGUCCAAAUGCGUCGUCACAACCGACGAUGGCGGCUGGUUGUGCAAGGACUCACUGGCAGCUUUUGAGAAAGACGCCAAUCUGGAUAUCCACCGAUGGUACAGAUUUCAAGACCUAUUUGAAUGUGAUCCUGAAGCGGAUCCGGUGCACUGGGGGUUUCAAUCAUGGGACGAUUUUUUCGUUAGGCAGUUUAAGGAUAUUGAUCAUCUACGCCCUACUGCCUAUCCAGAUAGACCGGAGUGGGUAGUGAAUGCGUUCGAGUCUCAGCCAAUCAUAAUUAAGUCGAAUAUCAAAGAAUAUGACAGAUUCUGGGUCAAGGGUCAGAAUUACUCUGUCGCUGAGAUGCUGGAUCAUCACGAAUUCACGGACGAAUUCGUCGGCGGCACGGUGUAUCAAUCUCUACUAAGGGUAACAUCAUACCAUCGCUGGACUUCUCCAGUGUCGGGCCAUGUUGUUUAUGCCAAAGUUAUCCCUGGAACUUAUUUUUCAGAGCGCCAAACCAAUGGGCUUUUCAGCGACCCAGUUGGUCCACCUGAAUAUAAUCAAGUCUACUUGAGUCAAGUGGCUACGCGUGCUCUGAUCUUUAUCAGAGCACCAGACCCGGUAGGUUUAAUCUGUGUUCUUGCUAUUGGGAUCGCAGAUGUAUCAACUUGUGAAAUUGCCAGCAAGUUUGCCACAGGCUGGCCACAGUCUGUAAGAAAAGGUGAGGAGAUUGGAAUGUUCCAUUACGGAGGCUCCAGCAGUUGCCUUCUUUUCCGAAAGGGAGUGAGUCUUGCUUGGGUCGAUGGGGCGAUUCCUGGUAAUCGGGAGGGCAAUCUUCCGGUUCGCAGUGCGUUGGCUCUCGCUUAUGCAACAGAACAAUAA